CGCGGGCAGCGGAGCCAUGGAGGCCUUCGGCAAUGACCGGCUCCAGCUCCCCAGGAACAUGAUCGAGAACAGCAUGUUCGAAGAGGAGCCCGACGUGGUGGACCUGGCCAAAGAACCGUGCCUGCACCCUCUGGAGCCAGAAGAGGCGGAGUACGAGCCGCGGGGGUCCCGCCUCCUGGUGCGGGGUCUCGGGGAGCACGACCUGGACGAGGACGAAGAAGAUUACGAGUCGUCGGCCAAGCUCCUGGGCAUGUCGUUCAUGAACCGGAGCUCGGGCCUCCGCGGCCACAUGGCCAACUACAGGCCGGGCUCUGACGGGACCUGCGGGCUGCCCUCGGCCAGGACCAUGGCGGUCUGCGCCGCCGUCAUGAUCAUCGCCGUCGCGGCCAUCCUGGUCAUCUACCUGCUUCCCAGGUGCACCUUCACCAAAGAAGGCUGCCACAAGACCAACCAGUCCAUGGAGUGGACGCUCCCCAUCGCGACCAACGGGAAGGUCUUCCCCUGGGCCCAGCUGCGGCUGCCCGGUUCCGUCUGGCCGCUGCGCUACCAACUGAGCCUGCGCCCCAACCUGACGGCCAUGCUCUUCUCGGGCUCCGUGAACAUCACCCUCCACGUGGGCCAGGUCACUUGGUCUGUGGUCCUCCACAGCGCGGGGCUCAACGUCUCCUCGGCGGCCCUGUUCCGGGCCCUGUCCGACCAGGAGGUGCGAGCGGACUUCCUGCAGUAUCCCUUCCACGACCAAAUCGCCAUGGUCGCCCACGAAGCCCUCCUGGAAGGGCACAACUACACCCUGCUCAUCAACUUUUCAGCCGCUCUGUCCGACACCUACUUCGGGUUUUACCGGAUCUCCUACAAGGACGAAAGCCAUGCGCAAAAGUACUUUGCGGCCACACAGUUUGAACCCCUGGCAGCGAGGUCUGCUUUCCCCUGUUUCGACGAGCCGGCGUUUAAAGCCACAUUUCUCAUCAAGAUCGUGAGGGAGGAGCAACAGACCGCCUUGUCCAAUAUGCCAAAGAAAACAACGGUUCCGGUCGGAGACGGGCUGGUCCAGGAUGAAUUUUAUGAAAGUGUGAAAAUGAGUCCUUAUCUGGUCGCCUUCAUCGUGGCCGAAAUGAAGAAUCUGAGUCGAGAGGUGGAUGACAUUCUGGUGUCUGUGUACACUGUGCCAGAUAAAAUUGGCCAAGUCGAGCAUGCCCUGGAUACCGCAGUGAAGCUCCUGCAUUUUUACCAGAAGUACUUCAACAUUACGUACCCCCUCCAGAAACUAGAUUUGGUAGCUCUUCCUGACUUCGAGGCUGGAGCCAUGGAGAACUGGGGACUGAUCACCUUCCGAGAAGAAACCCUCCUGUUCGACAAUCGCACCUCUUCGGUGACGGAUCAGAAGUUGAUUACGAGGAUCAUCGCUCACGAGCUGGCACAUCAGUGGUUUGGUAACCUGGUGACGAUGCAGUGGUGGAAUGAUCUGUGGUUGAACGAAGGCUUUGCCACUUUUAUGGAAAAUUUCUCCAUCGAGAAGAAUUUCCCAGAGCUCUUCAGUUAUGAGGAUUUCUUGAGUGCUCGAUUCAAGACAAUGACAAAGGAUUCCUUGAAUUCAUCUCACCCGGUCUCCUUUCCUGUUCAGUCUUCGGAGCAGAUUGAAGAAAUGUUUGAUUCAUUUUCAUAUUUCAAGGGGGCUUCCCUUUUGCUGAUGCUCAAGAACCACCUGCAGAACGAAGUGUUUCAGCAUGUUGUGAUGCUGUAUUUGAAAAACCACAGCUAUGCUUCCACGCAGAGCGAUGACCUGUGGGAUAGUUUUGAUGAGAUCACCAGGGAUACGCUAGAUGUAAAAAAGAUGAUGCAAACCUGGACGCUGCAAAAAGGGUUUCCUUUAGUGACCGUUAAAAAGAAAGGAAAAGAACUUUUUGUGCAACAAGAGCGAUUCUUUCUAAGUCCGAAUUCCGGCCCCACCUCAGCAGAAUCAAGUCACCUGUGGCACAUCCCACUCACCUACAUCACCAGUAACUCCAGCGUGUUUGACCUUCCCCACGUGGCAUUAUUGGACAAAAAGUCAGAUAUCCUCAACCUGACAGAGGAGGUGAAGUGGGUGAAAUUUAAUGUCGCCAUGAGGGGCUACUACAUCGUGAACUAUGCGGAGAGCGAGUGGGACGCCCUCAUUGAGCUGCUGAGAGCCAACGCCAGCGCUCUGGGAGACCAGGACCGUGCCAGCCUCAUCAACAACAUCUUCCAAGUCGCAGGGUUAGGAAAAGUGUCACUGAAGAAGGCCUUUGAUCUGAUGGAUUACCUUGCAAAUGAAACCAGCACUGCCCCUAUCACUGAGGCCCUGUUCCAGACAGAUCUCAUCUACAACUUACUCGACAAGAGAGGGAACUGGGAUCUGGCCAGCAAAAUGGUGACCAGGAUGGCCAGGCUUCUCCAGCCCAAGAUAGACCAGCAGACCUGGUCGGAUGAAGGGACUCUGUCAGAAAGAGAACUACGGUCUGCCCUGCUGGGCUUCGCCUGCACACAUCAGCUGGGCAACUGCACCCCUGAGGCCCAGGACUGGUUUACCCACUGGAAAGCUUCCAAUGCUUCAGCCAGCCUGCCCACCGAUAUCAUGGCAACCGUGUUCAAAGUUGGAGCCCAGAGCGAAGAAGGUUGGGACUUCCUCAUUCAGGUGUACGCAUACUCGGAGUCGGAGGCCGAGAAGAACAAGGUCCUCGAAGCCCUGGCCAGCACCAAGGAUGUCCGGAAGCUUGGAUGGUUAAUGAAGGCCAGCCUGGAAGGAGACCUCAUCAGGACCCAGAAGCUGGCCAGCAUCAUAGGGAUGGUCAGCAGAAGUUUUCCCGGGCACUUGUUGGCCUGGGAUUUUGUGAAAGAGAACUGGGACAGACUCACGCGACAGUUCCAUUUAGGAUCCUACACAAUCCAGAGUAUCGUGGCUGGCUCAACUCACCAGUUUUCCACGGAAGAGCACUUGUUCGAGGUCCAGGCGUUCUUUGACUCCAAACUGGAGGCCUCCUACCAGCUCCGUUGUGCCCAGGAGGCCAUCGAGAUCAUCCAGCUGAACGUCCAGUGGAUGAAGAAGAACUUGAAAGAGCUGUCCGCGUGGUUGUAGAGGGUCCGGCCUCUCGCCCCCGUGUUAGCCGUGCGGAAGGCUUGUGAACUGUCGCUCUGUUGCUUUCGCCAAAGCCAGGGUGAAAACGGGCAGCGCUGCAACUUGGUUUGCACUACGUAGAGGUUCUAGUUUGCUCAGGGCACAUCUCCCCUGUUUUUCGUCCAGGUCACCUAGGGCAGCCGGGGGCAGGGGGCGGGCUGGGUAUUUAUUGCGAGAGUUCGGCCCAGUUGACCGAGUGCUUCCGGGAGGACGGAGACACGUUCGGUUCCAGAACCGCAGCGGGCCGCCAAGCCUAUUCCAGGAGCCGGGUUUUCGGGGAAGUCAUCCCUGGCUCCACGGUCUCUAAACCCUCCACCUGCUGGACACCGAACCUGGCCUAGGGGAACCUAAAUGUGGUUUGGCUUCGGGUUUGGAUGAUCCAGAUGUUCUCAGAGACUUUCUGGAAUAGGAGGCGUUAAACGCGCUGCCUCCACUCUUGAGCCCCAAAGCCAGAUAAAUAGCAGAAAAACCAGGGUGCCCUGCUGGGCACUGAUGCGGGGUGGAUUUCUCAUUUCUGAGCGUCCCCUCCUACCCCUCACCCCCUCCCCGAAGCCGUCUGUGCCAGAACUAGCUGUAGGCCCCGCAGUUCAGAUGUUAACCAGAGCACCUUGGACUCCCAAGCGUGUUUUUCCCAAUUGUGCAGGUGGGUCGGGUCAGGCUGGUGUCGACCCACAGGGGCUGGACGUCACCGCCUCGGGGCCCGACUCGCCGUCGGUCUUUGUCUCUGUUCUCAAUUUCUUCCCGGGAUUUAGGUUUCCUCCCUGAGGCAACCGGCCCCUCAGAUCUUCCUCCUCUGUCGGGGGUUCCAAAACAGAGAUGGGACGAGAGCGUUCCAGGUGGACCUCACAGAAGCUGAAUCUCUGUACCGUAAAGAGAUGAAGGAAGGUGGAGGCGAGCCGGGGCAAAUUCGCUUUUGAUCAUGGUUUGGCUGACAGAGCGUCUUCUCGGAAUACGUCUUCCCUCAGUUGUCGCUGGGAGAGCGGGACGUGGUUGUCAAGACAUGGCAAAAAGAAUAUAUGUAUACAUAGAUAUACACGUACGUAUGUAGGUGUGUAUACGUAUAUCUGUGUGUGUGUAUGACAAACGUUCUAACUGUGGUCACCAGCAACUCUAACCCACAGGGAGGAAUGCUGUACUUGAAUAAUUUAAGCUAUGCAGAUAUAGUCCCGGUCGGCUGUGUUAUUUCAGUUCUUGGGAGAAAAUGUUUCUCCUCCAAAUUUUUCAGUCAUUUACAAUUAAAACAAAAGCAAACCUCAAAAAAAAUUUUGAUUUUCAGUGCACUGUAGGUAGACAAAUGAUGGUACAAUGUUUCAUUCAGUAAGAGGGAAUUAAUGGAUCCAAAUUAGCUGGUUACAGUUCAAAGUCAUGGGUGUGACUAUAUCUUAGGUUGUGGAAGAUUUUUGCUUUUUUGUAGAAUUUUUUGUCAUUUGUUUUGCUAUAACUUCUACCAUUUUUUUCUUCAUUUCUCGUCAUCUGUCGACCCAUUCUUGAGCAGAGGGAGUUGAGGGGUGGCAUCUGGGCAGAAUCUGAGAACUGUACUAAAAUUCCACACAGAGGGCUCAGGUGUUUGGGUUUUUUUUUGGAAUUUUACAAUAGUCUCUUUGGGCUUGCAGAUGGGCGACGCAGUCUGGAUGCAUGAUCCUGAAUUUUAGGGAGGAGAAAAGCCAAGUUGGGAGCCUUGUGGGUUUUGCUUUCGCUGUGUUGUAGUCCUGAACUAUUAAAAAUGUCUCUUUGAUACGGA
This is a messenger RNA of Tachyglossus aculeatus (Australian echidna), 4874 nucleotides long. It is a transcript of the gene LNPEP, whose product is annotated as leucyl and cystinyl aminopeptidase. Gene Ontology annotation, molecular function: peptide binding; zinc ion binding; metalloaminopeptidase activity. The coding region runs from base 17 to 3094 and encodes 1025 amino acids. Gene Ontology annotation, biological process: peptide catabolic process; proteolysis. Gene Ontology annotation, cellular component: cytoplasm. Lineage: Eukaryota; Metazoa; Chordata; Mammalia; Monotremata; Tachyglossidae. The record is from RefSeq and is a predicted model, not a curated record. The transcript has 18 exons.